Messenger RNA from Quercus robur (English oak), 2497 nucleotides. RefSeq names its product two-component response regulator-like APRR1. The transcript has 6 exons. Gene Ontology annotation, biological process: cytokinin-activated signaling pathway; phosphorelay signal transduction system. Gene Ontology annotation, molecular function: protein binding. NCBI's taxonomy places the organism in Eukaryota, Viridiplantae, Streptophyta, Magnoliopsida, Fagales, Fagaceae. Bases 391 to 2037 code for a protein of 548 amino acids. The record is from RefSeq and is a predicted model, not a curated record.
AAAACAACUGAGUUAGAGAGAGAAGAUAUAUUAUUAAUGUUUCUCUCUCUCUCUCUCACAGAGUACUUACUGUAGCAGACCAAAAUAUCUUUUUUGCUAACUUGCGCCGCUCGCCGGUGAUCUCUCUCUGAUCUUCAAAUCACCACCGUCGGUUUGACUGACAUCUUACACUUUUUUUUUUCUUAUGAAUAAAGCUAACGUGCGCCGUUCACGGUGACUUUGGUUUCAAUGGAGGUCUCGGAUCGGAACUCUUAGAAUCCAAAAAGUCUUUUAAGGUUGUGGAGGAUUGGAUUUCUAAAUUUUUAUUUGUUUGAAAAAGGAAAUCUGAGAGUUCUUUUGUGGUUUUGGAGUAGAAGAAAGUUGAGUUCAGAGCUCUCAGAAGUGUUGAAAAUGGAGUCUGGGGAGGUUAGUUUGAACAGAGAGGGUGGUGGUGGUGGCGGUGGGAAUAGUAGUAAAGGAGGAGGAGGAGGAGAUGCGUUUAUAGAUAGGAGCAAAGUGAGGAUUUUGGUGUGUGAUAACGAUGCCAAGAGUUUGGAAGAGGUUUCCACUCUUCUUUUGAAAUGUUCUUAUCAGGUAACUUCAGUCAGGUCAGCUAGGCAGGUGAUUGAUGCACUGAAUGCGGAGGGAGCUAAUAUAGAUAUCAUACUUGCUGAACUUGACCUUCCUUUGGCCAAAGGCAUGAAGUUGUUGAAGUACAUAAACCGGGAUAACGAUUUACGACGCAUUCCUGUGAUCAUGAUGUCGGCACAAGAUGAGGUCUCUGUUGUUGUUAAGUGCCUGAGGCUUGGAGCAGCAGACUAUCUUGUAAAACCUUUACGCACCAAUGAGUUAUUAAACUUGUGGACACACGUGUGGAGAAGGCGGCGCAUGCUUGGACUGGCUGAGAAGAACAUCUUGAACUACGACUUUGAUCUGGUGGCAUCAGACCCUAGUGAUGCUAAUACAAACAGUACUAUGUUCUCGGAUGACACAGAUGACAGGUCCCGUAGGAGCACUAAUCCUGAGAUGGGAUUGUCAGUUCAUCAAGAAGAUGAGUCUUCUGCUGCUGCUGUAGAGCCUCCAUACAUUGAAUUAGAUGAAUACCGGCCUGAUGUGCCAAAAAUUAGUGACCGACGAACUGGACAAUUUUCAUCUGGCCCAAAGAAAAGUGAACUAAAGAUUGGUGAGUCUUCUUCUGCUUUCUUCACUUAUGUCAAAACAAGCACACUACAAAAGAGCUCUCAAGGGGUUGCCAAUGUCGAGGAAAAUGUUGCUCAAGUGAGGACGAGAGAGAACCAUCAAGCAUGUGUUCAACAAGUGGUUAAUGAUACCCAAAUAAAUGACUCUGGAGAGGCAUGGGAAAGCUAUUCGCAAGGAGAUGAAUUUCCAAGCAGUAAUAGUAUGCCCGAUUCUUUUUCAAUAGAGAGGUCUUGCACCCCACCUGCAUCAACGGAACUCUCACAGCAAAGGGAUUUGAAGGAUGAAAGGUUCUCUCAAGUGCUUUUGCACCCAAGAAAUGAACAUCAACUUGAUGCUUCUGGCUUACCUGCCCAAGCUGCCUUUCCAUAUUGCAUGUCAGGAGUUGUAAAUCAAGUCAUGAUGCCAUCAGCAGCACAAUUGUAUCAAAAGAACCUGCAUGACCUGCAAAAUCAUUCCCCUAAAGCUAUGAUGUCACAGUACCAUCAUCUUCCACAAUGCCCUCCACAUGUUAAUGGAAUGGCACCAUUCCCGUAUUACCCUGUUAAUAUAUGCUUACAACCUGGUCAAAUGCCUGCUUCUCAUUCUUGGCCAUUUGGAAGUCCAUCUUCCUCUGAAGUAAAUUUGAAUAAAGUUGACAGAAGAGAAGCAGCAUUGAUCAAGUUUAGGCAGAAAAGAAAGGAGCGAUGUUUUGAUAAGAAGAUUAGAUAUGUUAAUCGAAAACGACUUGCUGAAAGAAGGCCUCGUGUGCGGGGCCAGUUUGUGAGGAAGGUAAAUGGUGUAAAUGUGGAUCUUAAUGGGCACCCGACUUCUGUUGAUUCUGAUGAGGAUGACGAAGAGGAUGAGGAGAAGCAUGCUUGAAAGUAUUCCUCUCCUCACAAUGAUGCUUCAGGAUAUUAAUGUGGUUGUGGGUUAUUGAGGAUCGUUUUGUCCCUUCAAUGCGGUAAUUUCCUUUAAAGUUAGAAUUCUUGAAAUUUCAUGUAUAUUUAGUUGUUCCCUUACCAGAUGCGUGAGAGCACUGAGAGGUGGUGAUUUAGGCGAAAUUAUUCAAUGUCCUCGGUGUAUUCCACCUUUCUCUCUCAUAACGAUGGGUGCUGCGGGUCAUGCACCAUGAAAUCGACAUUUAUGUGGGAGGGGGGUGUAAUACACUUGGUGUAUGAAAUAAUUUCUCGUGAUGUAGAUUUUCACUAAAAAAGCAGUCAUCGCAUAUUUAUACAAGGGAUAUAUCACUAUCAGAAACAGUCACAGGAGAUAUUUCACUAUCAGUUUAGUGAACUGUCUUUUCUGUAGAAUUAUAUAAGCAGUCAUUGGUAUUUCUUAA